Molecule: messenger RNA, 4795 nt
Organism: Lates calcarifer (barramundi perch)
Lineage: Eukaryota; Metazoa; Chordata; Actinopteri; Centropomidae
Gene: phc2b
Product: polyhomeotic homolog 2b (Drosophila)
Cellular component (GO): nucleus; PRC1 complex
Molecular function (GO): zinc ion binding; protein binding
Source: RefSeq, a predicted model, not a curated record
AGAGUUGUUCGGGCCCGCCCCUGCUCUCCGCUCCUCUGCUGCCGCUGGUCGGAUACAGCCACAGCGAGCCACCGUCCAGAAAUGGUGUAGAAUAUCAGGAAAAACGGCGAGGGAUCGCGACCAUAAAGAGGAGCGAGGCUACCAGACUUACGACAACGGCACAGGAGAGCCAUUCAGAAGAGCCGGGGGUCAAAGGUGAGAAGAGCAGAGGGCACCAUGGAGAGUGAGACGGGGGCCCCUGCCUCCACGGCCAGCAGCACCGGGACCACCACCUCCUCCACCUCCACCAGCUCCUCCAGCACCACAGCUGCCAGCAGUACUAGUACCUCUAACACUACUGCUACUACUUCUAUCACUUCCACUAGCAGUAGUAAUAGCAGUAGCAGCAGCAGUAGUAGUAGUAACACUAGCAAUAGUUCCAGUAGUAGUACUACAGCAGGAAGACAGGCAGUGUCUCAGCUGUCUGCUGUUUACAGUGGGAUGCCUGACCGACAAACAGUGCAGGUGUUCCAGCAGGCGCUACACAGACAGCCCAACACGGCAGCACAGUACCUGCAGCAGAUGUACGCCGCUCAGCAGCAGCAUCUUAUGUUGCAAACUGCAGCCCUCCAGCAGCAGCACAGCCUCAGCACCGCUCAGCUCCAGAGCCUGGCCGCUGUACAGCAGGCCAGUAUCGCAGCUGGGCGGCAAAGCUCCUCACAGAAUGGCACUUCAUCUCAGCAAACGGGAUCUACUCAGGCUACGAUCAACCUGACCACCUCCCCAGCGGCAGCUCAGCUGAUCAGCCGGGCCCAGAGCAUUAGUUCUACCCCCACCAGUAUUUCCCAGCAGGCUGUUCUGCUGGGCAGCCCAUCCAGUCCCACUCUCACAGCCAGCCAGGCACAGAUGUACCUGCGUGCACAGAUGGCGCAGCAGAGUAACCUGGUGCAGGUGGCCAGGAGCCUGGGCAGGGCUGUUCCACUGUCCCCUCAGCUCAUCUUCACUCCAACAGCCACAGUGACGGCUGUCCAGUCAGAAAGCUCCACGCAGGCCUCCUCUCAGAAUCAGGUACAGAACCUUGCUAUCCGUGGCCAGCAGGGGGCGACCACGUCUUCCUCUCAAACUCAGACUCUGCAGGCUCUCAGUCUGAAGCAGAGCCCUGUGCCCAUCCAGCCCACCUCACUGAUCAAGAAUUCUAGCCAGGGGACGCAGGCCGCCACAGGGGGGAAGACCAGCUCCUCCGACAGCCUCUCCGAUGGAGGGAAGAAGGGAGAUGGUGCAGCAGUCACAGGUCGAGCUAUAAACAUGAGCCGCAGUGUUACGGCUGUCGGUGCUCAGCCUCUGAUUGCUCCAGCGUACACUCAGAUUCAGCCGCACUCCCUGGUUCAUCAGCACAAGCAGCAGCAGCAGUUCGUGGUCCACCAGAGUCAAGGUUCCCAGAAGACGACGGGCCAGCUGCUGCAGACAGCCUCCAUUCAGCCAUCGCAGCACCCUGUCCCCGUGCUUCCCAACCCUGCUCCACACCAGCCCUCCACGCCCAGCCAGCAGGCCACCAUCUUCCACUCCACCAUCAGCCCCCACGCCCUCCACUCCUCCCUCAGCCACGCCAAAGCUCAGCCCGUCCAGCUCACCGCCAUCAACCUUCAAAUACAGCCAACGGCCUCUCGACUGGUUCAGGACAGUAAAGAUAAGCCGACCUCACUGGUGGUGAGAGAGACGUGUACGACCCCAUCCACUCAGCAACAGCAGCAACAGCAACAACAGCAACAGCAACAGCAACAGCAACAGCAACAACAACAGCAGCAACAACAGCAGCAGCAGCAGCAGCAGCAGCAGCAACAGCAACCUACACCUUUGCCGUCACAACCCACCAAGCCUGUAGAGCAGCCCAAGGUCGACACAGCUACACCAGCUGUUCAGCCACAAGGAGGGGGCACGACCAAGAGGCCGAGCGCUGCACCUGGGUCCCCACCUCCAGCCAUGACCUCAGGAAAUGAGAGCGAGGCGCCCAGCGUGACGGGCAGCACCCCGCAGAAUGGAGAGAACAAACCACCCCAGGCCAUCGUCAAGCCCCAGGUCCUCACACAUGUCAUCGAGGGCUUUGUCAUCCAGGAGGGAGCUGAGCCGUUCCCGGUCUGUGUGGAGCGCCUGCCCAUCCUUAUUGACAGCCCAAAGAAGCUGGAUCAUCAGCUGUCCUCAGACCCUGACAAAACCCCAGUCAGCAACGCAGCAAACACAGACUCUGAGCCGGAGGACCAGCCAGAAAAAGAACAAGAACCGAAGCUGACGUGUGAGUACUGCGGCUGGGUUGACUUCGCCUACACCUUCAAGGGCUCUAAAAGAUUCUGCUCGGUGGUUUGUGCAAAGAGGUACAACGUGGGUUGCACAAAGAGGAUAGGCCUUUUCCAUCCAGAGAGGAAUAAACCAACGAACCGCUGGCGUAGAAGAUCUCAGGGUCGCUCCAGUAUAGAGGCAAAGAAGCAGAAGCUGUCCCCCUCACCGCAGCAGACUCAGGGCGGCUCCAUAUCCUCACCGCAUCCCUCGCAACCCAGUCAGGAGGAGUCCAGCCCAUGUUCGGACAUGUCCAGCUACGAGGAGCCGCCAUCCCCCUUGUCAGCAGCCAGCUCGGGACCCCACCUGGCCCCCACCCCAGCUCCGGCUCAGGUCACCGUCCACCGGCAGCCGAGCAGGGCCUCGGACCAGGAGGGCUGCACUGGGAGGGACGCGCCCUCGCUCUGUCAGCGCUUCUUGCCCAACGACCCUGCCAAGUGGAAUGUGGAGGAGGUUUAUGAGUUCAUCCGUUCACUGCCAGGUUGUCAGGAGAUAGCGGAUGAGUUUCGGUCUCAGGAGAUCGAUGGACAGGCCUUGCUCCUGUUAAAAGAGGACCACCUCAUGAGCACCAUGAACAUUAAACUGGGGCCUGCGCUCAAGAUCUUUGCACGCAUCAACAUGCUUAAAGACUUAUAGCAGGAAAAAGAGUGUGUGUGCAUUGAUCUGAGUUUGUCUGUUUUUGUACGUUGAUUUGUUUUGUGUGUGUGUAUGUGUGUGUGUGUGAGAGAGAGAGAGAGAGAGAGAGAGAGAGAGAGAGAGAGAGAGAGAGAAGAACCUUAACACAGGGCAAAAGAUGCUUCACUGUAGCACUGACAGCACAGAGUACUGACUGCACUAUGACCUGGCCUCCUCCCCACUACUGGACUGGUUCCUUUGAUUUAGAAUCUCACUCAAGCUGCUCAUACUCAACUGUACUGGCUCAAUAACCAUGUGACUAUUGAAAGUUUGGCUACUAGAACUGAUGGUGGCAUGAGCACUUGAAUCACACUGGCCUGCAGUGUGAUAUAUAUUUAUACAUUCUGUUCAAGGAGAGAAUGGUGCGCCUUUAUUCUGCCUUGCCAUUCUAUAUAAAAGGUACAAACACAGAAUGGGAGGAGGCCUUGUUGUUCUGCCUUUAAACCAGCAGCAGAGCUAGUCACAGAGACGAAUUAAAGUCUGGGUACAAGGGUGAGCCAGCACGGUAGGACAGAUGCUGACACUGUUGUGUCACACAUCACGCCACACCUCUGAUUCUGCAACGCCGCCUCUGCUUGGUUCAGUGUAAUCAAGCAAAGGUGGCAUAAUAAGGGGUCUUCCUAACAGCAGUAUAGUGGGGCCAGUGUUGUUUUCGCAGGCCUAGCUGUGUACCUCUUUUGCAUAUCAAGAUCUGAUCGUAACAUGGGCAGAAUUAAGAUAACAGGAGCACUUAUUAAUACCAGGUGUGGAUGCAGGUGGCGGCUAGGCCUUUGUCAAAUGUCUUUAACCAGAUAAUACGUCCAAACACAGAUUUUGCGAUUACAGCAGGUGUAAAUGGGACAGUCCAAUUCAGUUGAGAACAUAAGGCUGAAAGAAUAAGCAGUACCACAGUGUACUACCUGUUCAGUCUGGGUUGGGUCAUGCUGCAACACAGUCGUUGCUGAAUUGAGGCAUUGAGACACGUGAGUGAAGUUUGAAUUUAUUAUUAUUAUAUUAUGUUAUUUGUACAGUUUUUGUUAGCAUGUGAACGAGAGAGAAGUGGCUGUGUGUGUGGCUGCGAACAGAAGAUUGCAUUCAUUAAUUUGCUCAUUUUUAUUCAGUUGACGCUCCUUUGCCUUUUCUCACAAUAAGACUCUCACUGCUCUCGAAUACAAAGCUUGAAUGCGGAGAAAUGGUCUAAGCAGCUUCUUUUGUGACAUUGAUUUUCCUUUCAUGAGGAACUCACCUCUCCUCGAUUUAAACUGCUUACAAAUGUUUUUUUUUUUCCCCUCAGCUUUUUCAAAAUUAUUUACUAAAAUAUGACUCUGAUUUCUUGUCUCAGUUUCAUAGAACACUAACUUAUCCAAGGAACAAUUUCGGGGAUGCUGCGCUCUGCACAGCCCUGCUUUUGGCACUUAACUUCUUUUUCAUUUGCUUCAAUGUUAUGAGACACCUAAAGUGAGAGAGGCUUUUGUUCUGUAAUUAACAAGUUUAUAUGUACAUAGCAGCUCAAGUGAGGAAAGAGACUGUAACUAAGCGAAACUGUUUUGUUGGGUUUUUUUUUUUUUUUUUUUUUAUUAAGUUAUCCAUGUUAUUUUAAAACAGAAAUUUAAUGGUGUUCAAUAUCCUGAAAUAUGCAAAUAUAUAAAUAUCAUGGCCUGGGAGUUGUUUUUUAAUGUUUUUUUUUUCCUAAUGAAAAUAUGAUCAUAUCUAUUUGUGUUUUGUGGCUGUGAUGGAAGGUUAACUUUUUUAGAUAAUGCUUUGUUAAAUGCUUGUAUUUAUCAGAACUGUUUGUUACACAACAUUUUGCAAUUAUAAAUAAUUUGCAGUA